AUGCUCAAUGACUUUAUGGACAGUCGGAAGGCUCUACUUCCUUUGGUGGAGUGUGGUCGUGGCGAGAACGAAGUAAAGGAUUUGUCUGACCAACUGACCAAAGUCAAAUCUCAGUUGGACAAACAGACUGCCGAAUUAUCAGAUACCGCCAGUCAAUUGACUGAACUGAUACAAGACAAGCAAUUCCUCACAAAACGCCUGCAAGAGGAAAUAGACCGUUUUGAAGACUUGAAUGAGACGAAGGGGGAAGUACAGAAGAAUGAGAGAAAAGUGUGUGCAGAGUUGGCAGAGUUGAGGGAACUGAAUGAAGACAAGACAGCUCAGAUUGAGCACAUCCAUUCACAGUUAAGUGCCAGGAAUGAGCAGUGUCUCCAACUGACUGCUAAAUACGACGAGGAACUUUUACUGAAGACGAAAUACCUCAAAGAAAGCAGAGAUAAUCAGAAUAAACUCCUCUCGGUGACAGAAGAACUUGAGAUGGAAAUUGAAUCAAGGAAAAAACUAGAAAAGGAGAGAAGAGAAAUCUCCCAGCAGUUGUGUGACCUUCGGAUGGAGCAGGAGGAGACUGCUGAUAUUGGGGAGGCAGAAAAGAUACUAAGAAGAGAGAAGGAGGAGAGGAUAUCUGUCCUGAUGAAAGAGAUUGAGGAACAGAGAACGAAAUCUGAGCAAAUGUUGAAAGAGCAGAAAACCAAGUACAGUCAGCAGGCGGAAGCUCAUGCAGAGCAGGUUGAACUGCUCCAGAGAUUGGGGGAUGUGACAAGACGAUUAGAAGUAUUGACAGCUGAGAAGGAGGCAGGAGAGGACCUUGUUCGUCGUCUCAACAAAGAAAUUGAUGUUGUGAGAGGAGAGAAAGAAAGUCUAACUGCGGAGAAGGCACGACAGGACAAGACAGUCCGUCGUCUGCAGAAUGAGUUGGAGGAUGCCAACAUUCAGUUGGAAUCCUGUCAGGGAGUGAUUGCCUCAUUUGAGUCAAAGCAAAAAAAGUUUGACUCUUGUCUGCAAGAAGAGAAGAAUGGCAGAGCAAAGUGA
Messenger RNA from Octopus sinensis (East Asian common octopus), 1029 nucleotides. RefSeq names its product myosin heavy chain, non-muscle-like. The transcript is spliced from 4 exons. Lineage: Eukaryota; Metazoa; Mollusca; Cephalopoda; Octopoda; Octopodidae. The record is from RefSeq and is a predicted model, not a curated record. Bases 1 to 1029 code for a protein of 342 amino acids. Gene Ontology annotation, cellular component: myosin complex.